AUGUGCCAGACUACUGACAACAACCAGCAAUCCCAAAACAAGGCCGACAUGGUCCAAGUCGGCGAGACCAAGCACGUCAAUGGCGUGAACGGUCACAACCACCAGCUCAACAAGAAGGACCAGCCCAGAAAUCCAUACGCACCGAGGUAUGCCGACUUUUUGAGCAACAUUUCCAACUUCAAGAUCAUCGAGAGCACUCUGCGAGAGGGAGAACAGUUUGCAAAUGCAUUCUUUGACACCAAGACGAAGAUCGCCAUCGCCAAAGCACUCGAUGCCUUUGGCGUAGAGUACAUCGAACUCACCUCUCCCGCUGCCUCUGAACAGUCUAGAUUGGACUGCGAGGCUAUUUGCAAGCUCGGUUUGAAGGCCAAGAUUCUCACCCACAUCCGAUGCCAUAUGGAUGAUGCCAGGAUCGCUGUAGAAACAGGCAAGGAUCUACUCUACUGCUUUCUCCCGUUCGCGCGGAGCGCUGGAGGGCGCUUCAUGUGUGUGGAUGGUGUGGAUGUGGUCAUUGGCACCUCCUCUUUCCUCCGUGAAUUCUCACACGGCAAGGACAUGGCCUACAUCACCAAGACCGCUAUCGAAGUCAUCAACUUUGUCAAGUCCAAGGGCAUCGAAAUUCGCUUCUCGUCUGAGGACUCGUUCCGCUCCGACCUUGUAGACCUCUUGUCCAUCUACCAGACUGUUGACAAGAUUGGUGUCAACCGCGUUGGUAUCGCAGAUACCGUUGGAUGUGCCAAUCCUCGCCAGGUCUAUGACCUCGUCAGGACUUUGAGGGGAGUCGUCAGCUGUGAUAUUGAAGUUCACUUGCACAACGAUACUGGAAUGGCCAUUGCAAAUGCCUACACCGCUCUCGAGGCGGGAGCAACCCACAUUGAUACAUCUGUUCUUGGUAUUGGUGAACGUGUCGGUAUCACACCAUUGGGAGGACUCGUCGCCUGCUUGUAUGCCGCCGACCCCGACUAUGUCAAGUCCAAGUAUAACCUCCCCAUGCUCCGAGAAAUCGAAAACUUGGUAGCCGAAGCCGUCGAAGUCAGCGUACCCUUCAUGAACCCAAUCACCGGCUACUGCGCCUUCACACACAAGGCCGGUAUUCACGCCAAGGCUAUCCUCAACAACCCAUCAACCUACGAGAUCCUCAAGCCUGAAGACUUUGGAUUGACACGAUAUGUUUCUAUUGGGCACCGACUCACCGGUUGGAAUGCCGUCAAGAGCCGUGUGGAACAGCUCAAGCUGGUGCUUACAGACGACCAGAUCAAGGACGCUACUGCCAAGAUCAAGGAAUUGGCCGACGUGAGGACACAGUCAAUGGAAGACGUUGAUACUGUGUUGCGAGUUUAUCACUCGGGUGUGGCCAGCGGGGAACUCGAGAUUGGAGAUCGACAAAUGUUUGACAGGCUCCUCCGGAGACACCGUGACUCGAGCGUGUCACGAGCAGAUGUACCUCAGGACGCUAUCGAAGGUGCUACUACGCCAAAUGCUUCUAUUCCCAAUGCAGUCACGGCUUAA
Messenger RNA from Acaulospora colombiana, 1509 nucleotides. NCBI's taxonomy places the organism in Eukaryota, Fungi, Glomeromycota, Glomeromycetes, Diversisporales, Acaulosporaceae. The record is from the annotation of a GenBank genome assembly.